Messenger RNA from Prorocentrum cordatum, 233 nucleotides. NCBI's taxonomy places the organism in Eukaryota, Dinophyceae, Prorocentrales, Prorocentraceae. The record is from the annotation of a GenBank genome assembly.
GACCUCUUCAUGCCCCUUCGGGGACCGUCUUCUGCUGCACUCAGAACGAGGCUCCGCGGAGCGGAGGCUCGCAGAGCAGGCGGAGACCUUCGUGGCGAGGCGCUGCGACGAGCUGCGGGCCGCGCUCGAGCGCGACUUGGCCGCGGCGCUGGAGCGCCAGGAGCUCCAGCUCCGCAAGGUGGUCGUCGGCGCCUUCCGGGGCCACGCCGCCGAGCUCGUGAAGCAGCUGUCUG